GGCUUCCUGCCUCAGCGAAUCAGCGCUCGGCGACGGCUCCUCUAACUGAGCGUCCUGGACCGCGGCGCUUUCGAAGGUAUGGCGUCCCAGGAUGUUGAUGAAUCGCCGGCGGCUGCAGCUGAAGCCUCGGGCAAGGCUCUGGCUUCGGCCUCAGCGGCCUUAGCAGCUCCCCCAGCACAGGAGGAGGAGAUGCCCUCUGCCAUGCUGGCAGACUUCUUGAAGGACUCCAGGAAGAAGGAGAAGCUUCUGUGGAGCCAGCUGCAGGUGGCAGAUUCCCUCCAGGGCUUCCUGGAGCACAUGGACAUGCCGGUGGACCCCGAAGAAGACAUCCGCGCAGAAGCUGGCACAGCCCAACAGCUCUGGAAGGACCUGAAAGCUGAGCAUCAGAAGCACGUGGAAGCCAUCGAGACGGCACUGCCGAGGGCCCUACUGCAACUGGAGACCGGCCAGAAGAAGCAGGCUUUAUUGGAGAGCGCUCUGAGGGAGGUCCGGGACAAAAGGCAGACUUUGCAGGAGCAGAAGGAUUUGGCCCAGGCCGAGCAGAAGCAUAAGCAGGAAGUUCAAAGGCAAAAGCUAGUGGCUGAAGCCCAAGCCCACAGGGAGCGCCUAGAGAGUGCCAACCAGCACUUGGAGAAGAUGCUGGCCAUCCAGCAGGAAAGGCAGGAGGAUGCCCAGAGACUUGACACCUUCCUAGGACUUCUGGAGAAGCUACAUGAAGCUGAGGGAAUGGAGGAAACGGAAACCUUUCUGGAGCCCCAGCAAGCCACCCGCAGUAACCACACACACACACACACACACACACACACACACAAAGAUACAGCCAAUAAAGGUGUCAGCCUUUUGUUCUCUCCCAACAUUAAUGAGGGUAGCGCCCCAUGUAUCCACCUGGACCACCAGGGAGAGUGGAACCGGACUCUAUUAGACUGCCCAGAACCAAGAAUUGUGCCGGUUAUCACCAAGGUGUCCUUGGGGCCCCCUGGUUCCUAUUCCUUCUCUGUUCUUUCUCCUCUGACCUCCCCCAGCCCACAUCCCCACAGCCAGACCCUGGGCUACACUCAGAAAACCAGGCCAGCAUGAAGCCCGUAUAGACCACCUGGUUCAAAUCACACACACACCCCCCUGCUUUGGGGACCCCACCUUCUUCCUCCUCCAGGCAGCCCUUCUCAGACUAGUUGGCAGGAUUGCCCUCUUCACUGGGGGCUACCAGGGUGGAGGUCGCCUUGAAGCUACGCUUGCGUUUUUGUACGUUCUGCUCGGGAUGGAAGAUGAUGAUGUACACCUUGGGCACGUAGAGCAUCCCC
Messenger RNA from Sarcophilus harrisii (Tasmanian devil), 1301 nucleotides. RefSeq names its product ZW10 interacting kinetochore protein (gene ZWINT). Gene Ontology annotation, cellular component: cytosol; dendrite; nuclear body. Gene Ontology annotation, biological process: mitotic cell cycle checkpoint signaling; mitotic sister chromatid segregation; establishment of localization in cell. The record is from RefSeq and is a predicted model, not a curated record. Lineage: Eukaryota; Metazoa; Chordata; Mammalia; Dasyuromorphia; Dasyuridae.